Salvia miltiorrhiza (redroot sage) is the source of this 3471-nucleotide messenger RNA. RefSeq names its product putative late blight resistance protein homolog R1A-3. Bases 133 to 3387 code for a protein of 1084 amino acids. Gene Ontology annotation, molecular function: ADP binding. Gene Ontology annotation, biological process: defense response to other organism. NCBI's taxonomy places the organism in Eukaryota, Viridiplantae, Streptophyta, Magnoliopsida, Lamiales, Lamiaceae. The transcript is spliced from 2 exons. The record is from RefSeq and is a predicted model, not a curated record.
GAGUUGUUAGAACACAAAGUCAAAUUAAAUAUUUGGGACACCAAUUGCAUUCCAUCAUUGACUUUAAAAGUCAUCGGCCUUCAUUGAAAAGUAUUGUUACAAGUAAGACUUGCAGUCUUCAUUCUCACAACGAUGGAUAAAUCAGAGUCUUCCUCUCGACAAACUCUCUCAGAGAUGUUCCAACAUUUACAUAAAUGGAGGAACACGAGAAAGACCAAGAGGAGAGACCCUCUCAAAUUCAAGUGGUCUCAGUUUCAUCUCUCUGUAGUCCACGGCUAUGUCUUGAAGCUGAAGCUCAGCCCCGAUUCCAAGCUGCUGCGCCUCGCCACCUCGCUCAACCAUGAAUUCUCCGGCCUCGUGCCCGAAAACUCCGCUGAAUACGACGGCAGAGUCGCGUCUCUCGCGCACGCACUCGAGGAAGUCUUCGUCGUGCCAGAGCAGCACCAGUUGUUCGAGAGGGACGAGGCGGUCGAGAGAGACGGAUUGAUCGCAGCGUUAAUGGACAUGCUUCUGCGUCUGCUGCAUAACCGGCCGGGCUCGGUCCACUCGGUCGAGGACAGAAUCGAGCAUCUGCGGAAGCUGCUGAGGUUUCUUCUCGCUGUUCUUGGCCAUGAUCAGCAGGGUGGUCAUGACCUCUUGACAGAAUUUGAAACAGUGGCGAAUAAGGCCGGGAGUUUGGUUCAUCUCAUCGUCUUCUCAGCCGAGCCAGAUUCGAUAUCCAAAUCUGCGGAGAAGGGCUUCGGAGCUCUUCUGCGACGCAUGGAGGACUUGAAAUCCAGAAUCAUCAAGCGACGUGGUGUUACAGAAGCUGAUGCAACUCGAAAGACAGCGGCAGCUGGGGAUUCUCUCUUCAUCGUGGAUUCUUUAGUUGAUGAUCUUGGAGAUCUGUUGAGCAGGGUUGGGAUCGCUGAUGUGAAGGAUCAGGUCGCGACGCUGCAGCACGAGCUGAGGCUUUCGAGCUCUCUGCUCAAGGAUUCUCGGCUUCCACAACACGUGAUGCAGCUCAGAGACGCGGCCUAUGAAGCAGAGUAUUUGAUCAACUCUUUCCUGGUUGGGAAUGGGGAUGUCUCCUGCAGGUAUUUCUCCAUCAGCCUUGCUCGUGUCAUUCGCAACGUCAAGUCCCUCCAGUCGGGCCAUCGAGGAAGUGAGAAAAAUGUUGACGCUUGUGUCUCAAGAUUCGGACAACUAUCAAUACAGAAUAAGAGCAGCAGUAGUGUUGAGGAUGUAAUAGGCUUUGAGGACAAGGAAUUGGAGAUUCUGCAGUAUCUUGAUGGCGGGUCGGAGAAUCUGCAGAUCGUGGCCUUAUCUGGGAUGCCUGGAGUUGGUAAGACAACUUUAGCCAAGAAAAUGUAUCAUCAUCCAUCUCUUACACAUAAGUUUGACAUACGCUCGUGGUGUGUAGUUUCCCACAAGCAUCAAAUGAGAAAUGUGUUGAUUGAGAUUCUCGUUAACUUGAAAAUCGUGUUGGACAAGGAGGAGAUGCUGAAUCUCGGAGAAGAAAGCUUGAAGACAGUGAUUCACCAAAUUUUAUUCAAAAGGAGGUAUCUGAUUGUGAUGGAUGAUAUCUGGAGUACGGAAGCAUGGGAUGGUUUACAAGCUUGCUUCCCAGAUAAUGGAAACGGAAGUCGGAUAUUGUUGACAAGCAGGAAUAGGAGAGUGGCUCCACCUCACAGCAUGGUGUGUGAGCUUCCCCUCAUGUCAAAUAAACAUUGUUGGAAGCUGCUGAGGAAGAAGGUGUUCCAAGACAAACCUUUCCCUCCCAAUCUGAAGAAGAUUGCGAAGAGAAUUGCAAGAAGCUGUCGCGGGCUGCCACUCGCAGUUGUUGUCACAGCUGGGAUUCUUUCCGGCAUGAACAACCACGAGAGCACGUGGAGGGAAGUGGAAGGAAAUCUAGCAAGUUAUAUGCACGCAGUUGAAAACAAUUUGAUGAUGCAAAUUGUGGAACUCAGCUAUGCUAAUCUAGCAGAUCACCUGAAGCCGUGCUUUCUUUAUUUUGGAGUGUUUCAGCAGGGCGAGCAGAUCCUCGUUGCCGAGCUGCUGAGGCUGUGGAUUGCUGAGGGCUUCGUACGUAGGCAGGGGACGAAGAGGCCGGAGAGCGUAGCAGAGAACUACUUAAUGGACCUGAUGGAUAGGAACCUUGUGACUGCUGCAAGAAGUAGAUUAGAUGGUGGAGUCAAAGAGUGUGUUGUUCAUGAUCUAUUGCAUGAAUUCUGCUUGAAGAGAUGUGAGGAAGAAAACUUACAUACAUUGGUGGACAAAGACUACUCAAUAAACAAGACGCAGCAACGGCUGUGUAUCCGUGAUUUCGUGAGCUCGCCGAGGUCGCCGCUGUUCGGGCUGCAUGUCCGCUCGAUUCUUGGCUGCUUCCCGACGUCCGGUUUCCUGAACAUGAAGCUACUCAGAGUUCUGCUCUUGCAGGGACUAGUCUCUCAUGGGAGCUUGAACGAAAUCAAACAUCUAUACAACCUGAGAUGCUUGUCAAUUGGAUAUGGCUUGUCGUCACCAACGCUAGAGCUUCUCAAGCUAGCCUUCCUGAGCAGCCUCGUCAACCUCGAAUUCCUCCAAGUCAAGUCUCAGUUCUACUUGGUGUGCACACCCUCAGCAAUGGCGGAGAUGGUGAAGCUGCGAUACAUCGACGUGAGCACUCAACUCAGUUUCGGCGAAGAAAGCUGCUCCGGAUCCCAACCUGACAACAACCUCGAGUUUCUCUCCAAUGUCGUGAUUCGGGACGUGAAUGAUGAAAGCGUGCUCAAAUGCUCUCCUAAUCUUCGCGAGCUCAAAUGCAAAUGCUUCCCCCUUGUGUCGGAGGAGACGGGGGAGCUCCGGUAUCCGGAUUUCGCCUUCUUUACGCAGCUGGAAUUGCUACACUUGGAAGGUGGCUUCGUCAACGCCAUCGCGGAUAUUAGCCUCCCCUCGAAUGUGAAGGAGCUCACGCUGUCCGGAUUGUACUUGCCUUGGGAGAAGAUCUCGGUGAUUGGGGGACUGCAGAGCCUUCAGAAGCUCAAGCUGUUGUUCGGAGCCUUCGACGGCGAAGUGUGGGAGACGAGGGAGGGAGAUUUCCAGCAGCUGAGGCUGCUGAUGCUCAAGACAGUGUAUGAUCUGAGAGAGUGGGAGGUUGAGAGCUGGGAGCAUUUUCCGAGGCUGCGGUGGUUGGUCUUGGAUGAUUGCCAGCAUCUGCAGAAGAUUCCGGCGGCGGUCGGGGAUAUAGCGACGCUGGAGGUGGUUGAGAUCAAAGGCUACUGCCAGGAGACAUUGAUGGAGUCUGCGCAGGAGAUUGAGAAACAACAGAGAGAAGAGGGAAACGAGGAGCUGAAGUUCAAUCUCCACAAAAUUAUUGGCUUGACAUCUGAAACGGCUUCAAGCUUCUUCUUGUCUUUGCUAAAUUAACAAUUGAUUUAAAUUUGUAGAAAGAAAAUAUUUCAUUAUCUAAAAUUCAAAGCAUAUACUAUAUAUACUCACGGGAUUAAAAGA